UAAUGAUUCGUCAGAUGUCUGAGGGUGUUCGUUGUUCAGAGUGGAGGACAUAGCGGUGGAUUUAUGCUUAUAAAACACAGACGCUUCCUCCUUCCUCCUCAGGAUUGACGGCUGGCCUGACAUCAUUGGCUGCUCGUUGGGAAUGAAUCAUCGCCUCCAUCAGGGGGGGUUCAGAGAUGCUGUCACUGUCACUUCACCCUUAAAAGACCACAGACAACCCCACACGUACACAAACACGCCCAGCCGGGGUGUCUGUAUUCUGUGACAUCUCAAAUCCCGCCGUUUCCCUGGAGCCAGCAUGGAGGAAAUCCUGCGAAAGCUGCAGAAAGACGCGUCCGGACACAAGCACAAAGCUAUCCGCGAUGCCUGCGUCUACGCCUGCGAAACCCUUGAGUCUCAGAAUGGAUCUGCCAAGAUUUCCCCAGCCCAGCUUCGAGAGUGCUGUCUGCUGCCUCUACAGAUGGCCCUGGAGUCUAAAAACACUAAACUGGGACAAACAGCACUCACUGGGAUGCAGAAGCUCCUGUGUGAGGAUAGGUUUGUUGGUGGAAUCAGCCUGGAGGUGGAGGUCCUGGAGAAGCAGUUGCUGAGCCAAAUGUUGGAGGCCAUUAGAGUAACUCCAUCUCUCCAUGAAGACCUACAAGUGGAGGUCAUGAAGGUCCUACUGUGUAUCACCUACUCACCAAACUUUGACAUCAAUGGAGACUCCAUCCUUAGGAUCGCUGAGGUGUGCAUCGAGACCUACGUGUCCAGCUGUCACCAACGCAGCAUCAACACGGCGGUCAGAGCCACGCUGAGCCAGAUACUGGGAGACCUGACGCUACAGCUGCGACACAGACAAGAGGGUGCAGAUGGAGAAGAAGUGACGGCACCACCACUGCAUAGAAGAGAUAUUUCCCCAACCAGCCAGGCUCUGUGUGAAGAUGUGGUGACCGUUCUGACAGUUUUCUGUGAGAAGUUGGAGUCCGUGGACAGUGGAAACCAGCUCCUGCAGCUCCUCUACCUGGAGUGCAUCCUCUCCAUGCUCAGCAGCUGCCCUCCCACAAUGCACCUGUCCAGAGGUUUCACAGACCUUGUAUGGAAGCAAUUGUGUCCAUCCCUUGUGGCAAUUAUGGGAAAUCCUGUCAAUGACAAAACCAUUGCCUCCAACCAUGGCUUCACAGGGACACCAGACCGAGACCGACUCUCUGAUAGACUCAGUCUAGGAAUCGGCCAGGAGUUGGACUCCUCCAGUGGUGGGGUAUUAGAUCAAGGUAGAGGGUCCGGCUGUUCCUCCAGCGCCCCCGCCAGGAUUGCACCUGUAGUGCGGACUGUGUGUUACAUUGCAGCAGAGCUUGUUCGUUUGGUGAGCUGUGUGGAGUCGAUGAAACCAGUGCUUCAGUCACUUUACCACAGGAUCUUGCUGUACCCGCCUCCUCAGCAUCGCACUGAGGCCAUCCGCAUCAUGAAGGAGAUUCUGGGCAGCCCUCAGCGUCUGUAUGACCUGGCCGGUCCGUGUGUGGCUGAGCCUGAAACCAGGAAGCGCUCCUUCUCAAAGAGGAAGUCCCACCUGGACCUGCUCAAACUAGUGAUGGAUGGGAUGACAGAGGCCUGUAUGAAGGGAGGCAUCGAGGCGUGUUACUCCUCGGUCUCCUGUGCCUGUGCUCUGCUCGGGGCGCUGGAUGAACUGUCGCAAGGACGAGGCAUCCAAUCAGAGCAAGCCCGGCUUCUCCUCAGACGACUAGAGGAUCUCAAAGAUGGAACAGAGUCGACACGUGAGUCCAUGGAGAUCAAUGAGGCCGACUUCAGGUGGCAAAGACACAUUCUGUCCUCUGAGCAGGCCCCUUGGGACCCUAGCUCCUCUUCCUCCAACAUGGCAACCAGCGGGGCCACCGAGCGGAGCCCCGACAUCAGCAUUAGCAUCACAACUGAAACAGGCCAAACCACCCUGGACCUGGAAGUAGGGGAGCUUGGCCUGGGUCACACCACUCCUGAGGAGUGUGGGGAAGAUGCACACCUCCCUUCACCUUCAUCCUGCGGAGGCCCAGAGGGGAGCAAACAUGAACUGAGCCUUGAGGUCAGUCAGGGGAACCAACGGGAGCAGGUCGGAGGAGCCGUAGAGGUCGAGGGGAGAGCAGAGAAACUGAGAAUAGGAGUAGGAGAGAGAGGAGGUGUGGUUCCUCCUGAUGUGGUGCAGCGCAGUCAUGCGCUCGUCUACCCUGACAUUACUAACUUCCUGUCAGUGGAGUCCAGGACCAGGUCGCACCAUGGUGGAGGAUCUCGAUACAGCGAGAGCAACUUCAGUAUGGAGGAGCAGGACUUGUCCCGGACAGAGUUUGACUCGUGUGACCAGUACUCCAUGGCUGCUGAGAAAGACUCGGGGCGCUCCGACGUGUCUGACAUCGGCUCUGAUAAUGUCUCACUGGCUGACGAGGAGCAGCAGACGCCUCGUGGCCACCGCUCCCUGCGUACCGCCGCCCUAUCGCUCAAACUGCUCCGCAACCAAGAGGCCGACCAGCAGAGUGCACGCCUGUUUGUCCAGUCACUCGCCGCUCUGCUGCCACGACUGCUGGGAUUGGCUACUGCUACUGAAGUGGACCUGUCACUGCAGAAUUUCUCCUCAACUUUCUGCUCCGGACUGCAAGCGGGUGGAAUCCACUCUCCAGGUUUCGAGGCAGGUGAUACUCUGAGCUGUCAGGCUCUGAUGAAUGCUGACGGUCUCUACUUGGUGUCGUACUACGCUCUGCUGCUCAAUCUCAAACUUUGCUGCUGUGACUACUACAGACGACGGACACUCACACCUGUCCUCAGCCUGAAGGAGUUUGUUCGUCUGAUCCAGAGCAGCGGAGUCCUCGUAGUUCUUUCUCAGGCAUGGAUCGAGGAAUUAUACCACCAGGUGUUAGAGCGCAACCUGCUGGGUGAGGCUGGGUACUGGGGUUCACCUGAGGAUCACACAUUGCCGCUCAUCACCAUGCUAACAGAUAUUGACGGUCUGGGCAGCAGUGCAAUUGGAGGACAGCUGAUCCGGAGGGCAUCCAGCCAAUCACCACUCAGCUAUGACAAGACUGGCAGUGACACUGUGAUGGCAGGAGCUGUUUUCUCCCGGUUCAUCCUCACCGGUGUGUGGAAGAACCUGAUCGAUGUGCUGUCCACUCCACUGACAGGCCGCAUGGCGGGCAGCUCAAAGGGCCUGGCCUUCAUCCUGGGAGCGGAGGGGGUCAAAGAGCAGAGUCAGAGGGAGAGAGACACCAUCUGUCUGAGUUUAGACGGACUACGAAAAGCAGCCGCACUCAGCUGUGCCUUAGGUGUUGCUGCCAACUGUGCGUCUGCUUUGGCCCAGAUGGCUGCAGCCUCCUGUGUGCAGGAGGAGAAGGAGGAGAGGGAGGUGGGCGAGACUGGAGACGCCAUUACACAAGUGAAACAACGUGUUGAACAGCGUCUGGAGCAGAUCGGUCGUCCUCAGGGAGUUCGUCUCCACACAGCUCAUGUGUUGUGUAUGGACGCCAUCCUAAACGUGGGACUUGAGAUGGGUAGUCACAACCUCGACUGCUGGCCACAUGUCUUCAGAGUGACAGAGUACAUCAGCUCACUGGAGCACACCCACUUCAGUGAUGGCUCCUCGCAGCCGUCCUCCCUUACCACCAUCACCCAGCAGGCAGCUGCCGUGGAUCUGGGGAUGGAGCUCAGCUGUGAGCCCAGCCCAGAGGCCACUGAGCUGGGCCUGAGCCAGCCGGUCAUCCAGCCUCUGUCCAUCCAGGAGCUGCUGAGGGAGAGCAGCAGAGGAGGCAGAGGUCUGGAUUUGAAGACUGGCAGUCUGAUGACAGGGAACAAUGCUGCCAAAGCUGUGUGUACGCUGUCAACACAGACCGAUAGGUUGUUUGAAGAAGCAGCGACCAAGCUAAAUCUGGUCGGUCUGGUUGGCUUCCUGCAGCAGCUCAGGAAAGCAUCUCAGUCUCAGCUGUUUGACUCAGUCACUGAGACUGGAGACUACUCGCUGGCAAUGCCAGGAGAGGCUAAAUCCACACUGGACCGCCGCAGCGCUCUCCAUCUCUUCCGUCUGGGGGAGGCCAUGCUGCGAAUUGUCAGGAACAAGAACCGACCUCUUCUGCACAUGAUGAGGGCCUGGAGUGUGGUGGCCCCACAUCUGGUGGAGGCGGCAUGUCACAAAGAGCGCCACGUUUCCCAGAAGGCCGUUUCCUUCAUCCAUGAUGUUCUGACGGAGGUGCUGACGAGCUGGGCAGAGCUUCCUCACUUCCACUUUAAUGAGGCGCUGUUCAGGCCUUUUGAACACAUCAUGCAGCUGGAGCUCUGUGACGAAGACGUCCAGGACCAGGUGAUAACAUCGAUAGGUGAGCUGGUGGAGAUGUGUUCCCCUCAGAUCCUGUCAGGGUGGAGGCCUUUGUUCAGUGCUCUGAGGACUGUCCACGGCAGCAAGACGGACACCAAAGACUAUCUACUGGGAGAAUACUCCAUGGGUAAAUCCCAGGCUCCAGUGUUCGAUGUCUUUGAGGCUUUCAUCAACACUGAUAACAUCCAAGUUUUUGCAAACGCUGCAACCGACUACAUCAUGUGUCUCAUGAAGUUCGUCAAAGGCUUAGGAGAGGUGGACUAUAAGGAGAUAGGAGACUGUAUCCAUGUGUCGGGUUAUAGUUCCACUGAUCUCUGCCUCCCUGCUCUCGACUACCUUCGUAAAUGUUCACAGUUGCUAGCAAAGAUUUACAAGAUGCCGUCCAAGCCGGUGUUCUUGGGGGCACGGCUCGCCAGCCUGCCAAUGAGAAUCCAGGAACGCCCGAUAGGCACUGAGGAUGGGAUGGACUGUGUCCUGCAGGAGUUUGAUGAUGACACAGGUCUGAUUCAGGUGUGGAUUUUGUUAUUGGAACAGCUUACUGCAGCUGUGUCAAACUGUCCCCGCCAACACCAACCUCCAACUCUUGACCUGCUCUUCACUCUGCUAAGAGAGGUCACAACUGUACCAGGUCCAGGGUUCGCCAUCUUCUCCGUCAUUCAGUUGCUUCUUCCUGUGAUGGCACUGUGGCUGCAGCGUAGCCAUGGCGAUCACUCAUAUUGGGAUGUGGCGGCUGCAAAUUUCAAACAUGCCAUUGGCCUGUGUUGUGAGCUGGUGGUGGAGCACAUCAACAGUUUCAUCCACUCAGACAUUGGCUACGAGUCUUUGAUCAACCUGAUGCUCAAAGAUCUGUUUAAACUGCUGGUGGCUUGUGUGUCUGAGCCUGCAGAGACCAUCUCCAGAGUGGGCUGCUCCUGCAUCAGGUAUGUUCUGGUCACAGUGGGGCCGGUGUUUACAGAGGAGAUGUGGAGGUUAGCCUGCUGUGCUCUGCAGGAUGCUUUCUCUGCUACAUUAGAGCCUGUCAAGAAUCUUCUAGCAUGUUUUCAUAGUGGCUCUGACAGUUUUUCUGGAGACGCCUGUGAGGUAAAGGUGGCAGCUCCGUCCCAUUCUCCUUCUGCAGAGGCUGAGUACUGGAGGAUCAAGGCAAUGGCUCAGCAGGUCUUUAUGUUGGACACCCAGUGUUCACCAAAGACACCCAACAACAAGGAGGGCUUUGAGCACGCUCAGUCCUGCGUUCUCAUCAUCGAGCUGCCUCCAGACACACAGUCCAACGGACACACUCAGAAAAGGAAAAUUGGGAUCCCAUUCAGGACCAUAGUGGUCAGCCUGCUGUCCCACCAAGUCCUGCUUCAAAACCUCUACGACAUCCUGCUGGAGGAGUUUGUUAAACAGCCCGAAGGUCACGAAAGAGUCACACCUGUGAGCUCUGACCCCAGCAGAGCCUCAGCAGGCUUCCUGCGCUACAUCUCUAUGACUAAUUUAGCAAUAAUCCUGGAUCUGCUGCUGGACUCCUACAGAACAGCUCGGGACUUCGACACUCGACCAGGUCUGAAGUACCUUCUGAUGAAAGUGUCGGGUGUUUGCGGAGCAGCAAAUCUGUACCGACAGUCUGCCAUGAGCUUCAACCUUUAUUUCCAGGCGUUACUCUGUGCAACCCUGAGCCAAGCCGAUGGCAUGACCGCUCAGCAGGUGAAGCGAAUCCUGUAUGAGGAGGAGGAAGGGAGUUCUGACUCCUCUCAUCCUGGCUCUGCUUCCUCAGAGGACGAAGACAUCUUUGAAGAGACAGCACAGGUCAGCCCUCCUCGAGGCCGUGAUAAACGUCAUCACUGGAGAGCCCCUAUCCCGUCCCUCAGCGUGCAGCCGAUAGGCAGCGCAGACUGGGCCUGGCUGGUCAAACGCCUCUACAAGCUGUGUAUGGAUCUGUGCAACAGCUACAUCCAAAUGCACCGGGAUCUGGAGAGCACACUGGAGGAGGCGGCGGUACUGAGAGGAGGAGGAGGGGACCAUGUCUUCUUCCUGCCCCUCUUUCAGUCUGAGACUUCCACCCCCACGUCAGUGGGUGGGCUGUCAGCGAGGGGGACACCAUCAGAAGAAAGAUGUCAGACAGCGGAUGCCAGUGUAGCAUCACCUGGAGACACGCCCACACCAAGCCCAGGAUUCAGCUGCACAGGCAGUCUUCCUCACCACUUCAGGACUGGAGGUGAGAGGAGAGACUCUAGCAUCACUGGGAGCUCGGUAGGAGGAGCACCUAGCAGCUCUGGACCAGGUAGAAGAAAGGAAUGGUGGGAAAGUGCCGGGAACAAACUGUACACCAUCGCCACGGACAAAACCAUCACCAAGCUCAUGAUGGAGUACAAGCGUAGGAAGCAGCAGCAGCAGCAACCUCAGCAGAGUCAUGUCAACCUGUUCAUGAAGGAGCAAGGCCGGGCGGCAACAGCAGCAGGAGGAGGAGGCGUCGGGGAGAGGAGGGGCCCUGUGGAGCCCCAAAGGCCCCCACAGAGGCCUCAGCAUCUGGUGGACCAGCAGGUUCCACCUUUGAGGCACUCAGUUAGCGCAGGUCCUGAAGUCCUGAGGCAGGAAAAGAGACCACGGUCUGGAUCUACAAUCAGCUCCCACAGCAUCUCACUGAGGGAUUCCGAAGCUCAGAUACAGGCUUGGACCAACAUGGUUUUGACCCUCCUGAACCAAGUCCUCCUCCUGUCAGACACUUCUUUCUUGGCACUCCAGCCAGCGCUGUAUCCCUGCCUCAGCCAGCUCACCUGUCACGUAACUGACGCUCGUGUCCGCCAAGCGCUGCGUGAGUGGCUGGGCCGUGUCGGCAGACUCUAUGACAUCAUUCUGUGAUGUUGCAGUAAUGAAAUGUAAAACAUGCAGAUGAGGAGGAGAGCAGGGAGUUUGUCAGUGAAGGAUUAAAAACAGGUGAAUAAGAUCGAUGUCAUUGGCUUCGAUGUCGCUAUGCAGUUGAUUGAUGAAGCGUUUGAUUGGCUGAUGAUGCCAAUGGAAUGGACCAGUGGAGCAUUAAUAGGCAAUCAUUUGACAUCAAGUUUAAGGAUUUGACUAGCAGAGUGAAUGUGCCACCUGUGUUGUUCUGCAGCUGGAGUUUUUCAUUUCCUCUCUACAAACACUCAAGACAGAGAACACAAACACUCAUAUAGUAGAGGCUGUUCUUACUUCGCUUUCUGAGUCUCUUUGUCCUUUCUCACCUCUGUCAUCUUGUCUGCAAACAGGUCAGUGAUUCAGUGUCUUCAAGAAGCUUAUUUUGAGACAGGAGGCUUUCUGGAGGAGCUUUAAGCGCCGAUGUUUAGGUGUACACUUGGAGGAAGCCUUUUAAGCCCCAAUGUGUAUACAAAACAAUGUAUUUAUUGGCAUUGUUAGGAUGAUCAUAGCGAUUGUUAAAACAACACAGCAGGCCAAAGAUGCAUCUGUGCCAUAUACUUGAUUAACAAUGCUCUGAUUUGACCAUCUGCCACUGCAAAUGCAUUUUGCCUCCUCACCUUCACAGCUCAUAUAUCAGGUGGAAACAAGGGAGUAAGGAAGGAAUAAAGGAUGUAAAAGAAAACCUGAAGAGGGUACUUUAUAGAAGCAUUAGAAUGAUAUUUAAUUAUCUUUUUUUCAUGAAAAACUGUAGGACAACACAAUUAUUUAAAACAUUACAGUAUUCAUUCACUACGCUUAUGUCUAUAUUUGAUCUUACAUAUUUAUCAUGUACAUUUUGGCUGCUUUUGUGGGACUGGGAGGCCGAUUAAUAUAUUAUUGUCUGCCUUCACUUCCUCGGAAAAUUGUAUCCUGACCCACUAUCUAAGGCUGGCACUUAAUCUCUGUUGAUGUGACGCAUGGACGCCACAGUGACAAACCACAAGUAACAAAAAUAAUGAUAAUGAAAUCAAGAAAAAUCAGGUCACAGUGUUCACAAUGAAAAUUGAAUGUUAUAUUUAUUUCUUUAAUUUCCUCCGCUUUAGAUAGUGAAGCUAAAUUACACCCUGCGGGGGAGUGGUUUUGCAUUUUUUCAAGUUUUCACUGCUACCAUUCAUUUACUUUAUAGAGCACAUUCAUUCACUUAUUCAUCUUUAACUGAUUUUUUUUUUUUUUUUUUAUUAGUGGCCCCCUAAAAAGAAUGUCUCACCAAAAUAUAAUGAAGUAUUUGAUUUAACCAAAGCCACAUGCAGAGAGUAUGUGCAUUAUAAUAGAUAAUGUUUAUUUAAAUGUUUAUGCGUGUACAUAUAUUUAUGCAGAUUUUUAUUUAUUCUGAGUUAAUUUUAGAGGUGGAUUUUAUAUUUUGUCAUGUGUUAUCUGAAAUUAUGCCAUGAUUUAUGUUUAUUUUGAUUUUUAUUAUUGUUUCUGCCACCAGCAAGGCACCACAUAUUUACCCACUAUUCACUGUCAGGUCUAGCCCCAGAAGGACUGCUCAUGCUAAAUGUGCACCUAGGUUAUAAAGUCAAGUUGCAUUAGAACUGUUGUUCUAAUGGAAAUGCUCCUAAUGGAGACUAACCCAUGCAGGUUAAACUGCAGGAACUGUUUUUACCUCAGAAACUGCAUCAUGGAACCGUUUGGCAUGCAUAAGCCUGGUGUACACUGUGUGAAUUUCAUCUGAUUCAGACAUGAAUAUGUCGCAAAACUUGCUUGGAACCCCAGCCAACUUUCAGCCAAAACAAUUCUGCAUCGUUAGUCAGUUUGUCAUGUGGUGUACUGGAGGAUAGGACGGCCAACCAUGACCCAGCUAUCCUAAUCCUUAACCUCUGGGCGUUUUUCCUUUGUGAACUGUCGGACACAUCUUAAAUCAUGACAAGAGCAGGAGUGACGGAUGAAAACGGAAGAAAAACAUACCACUAUCCACUUAAAUUAGGGAUAUUUUGACUCAACAGAGGUCCAAUCUGUUUCCUUAGGCCCAGUUUUUUCAUUUAUCAUAAUUUCACACAUAACAUCUCACCUCUCACAGCAUUAGAUAUGUUCACUUCAUGAAACAUUUACACACACAAAAAUCAAUGUUUAACCAAGUAGAAACCAUGUUAAUUUACAUAUCCUACUUUAUUUUAUCUGUGGUACAUAUCAAUGGUUUUGAGAAUUUCUUGGUCUUUCCCUGUAAAAUCAGCCGUGUUAAUCAGACAUCCCGGGACUAUCUGUACAGCUAUAUAACAUAAUCAGUUGUCAUUAAGUUCCUGUCACCUCUGAUAUUAUUUGACCAUCUGGUUGAUCUGCUGAAAUUUAAGGUUGUAAUUUUCUUUUAACGUCAGAGGAAAGAGAAUUGUUGUAUUGAGCCCAGGUUCAUUUUUGUGUCUUUAUUGAUGUACCAUUACGGCUCCAAACAUCUAUCAGAGGAUCUGGAUCUGGACUAUGGUGAUCAUUUAGUUGUAACUAUAAAAAGUCGCCACUUUUCAUCUUAAACAAAGUGGUUUACUGUUUACUCAAUACAAUUUUCUGUCUCUAGACUACUAUUUUUGCCACUCAGUGGCUGAAUUAGCCAACUGCUGCUGUGGCGUCACGCGCGUACCCUCGAGAGUCAGCUUGAAAUCGCACAGUGUAUAACCGGCAUCAAAAAUCAACUCCAAUGAUUGGUGGUGUAAACGUACAAAUUAUGAGUCAGGGCUUUACAACUUUUAACCAAUUGUGACACAGGGGUGGGACAAAGCAUCUACAAGCACUGCCUUUUGGUUCAGAGGACAAAACAUGGAUCCUCUAAAUCAAUCAGUGCUGCUGAACAUGCUUGUAUUUCACUGCUCACUGUGGAGUGCAUUUAGUUAAAUGAGACAUACCACUGGAGAGUAGGAAAUCUCAGCUUUCACCCAAUUUUUGAGGCAAUUUGAUGUGAUAAACAGUUCAACAUUAUCGCAUCAAACAUUUUUGCUGGGUGGCUAUUUUCAGCCACCGUCUACUAGUGUUUGAGGGUUAAAUAAUGAGAGAAUAACCAGACCUAUCAGUCAUGAGGCGGUAGCUACUGUACUGGAGGCCUGCAAACAACGGCAGCCAGCGAAGAGACUAGCAUGGAUGUAUACUGUGGAAGUUUUAUCAGAACUGGACAACAUUUCUUUACUAAAAGAAGAGCAAAGAACUGCUUUUGAACUGCCUGAUUUUCUUGGUGAAAAAGAUGUUUUUGCUCUUAUCUCAACCGGCUGUUUUGACUUUGGUGUCUCUUGAUUUUGUCUAAUAUAUGCAGAAGUAAUGCUUUUCAGCAAAAUAAUCUCACAUCCCAUUUCACCCUUUCAGAUUUCUUGCAAAGAAAAUGUAGAAAAGGACGCAUACCCCGCAGCAGUGGUUUCAGAUAUUGCAAAUAAACAACAGUAAUAUUAAAUCCUCCUUUGAGUGGUCCUGUUUGCUUUUGUGGGCCACAAAGAGCCAUUAAUCUGAAUUUCAGCCUGUUUCAUAAAACAUUUCAAAACCAUACACAGGAGCUUUAAAUCUGCAGUUUUAUAUCAAAGAAUUGAUAAAUUAAUUGCCUUAAGUGAAUUCCUCCAAGCUGCAUGGUCUAUUUAUAAAACUGUUGCAGGCAUUCUGCCCCUAUACAGUUUUGCCAGCCUGGUCUUUUCACGAAGAACUUUAUGAAACCAAAAUAUCCCACUAGUGGACAUUUUUAAUAAGGCAUGCAGAUUUACAAAGGGCACUACCAAGCAUAUUUAUAGAUAAAACCUUAGCUGAACACAUGGACAUCUCACUGCAACUGCAAUCUGGAUUAUCUCUGCAUUUUAACCCCCAGUUAUAAGUCAGUCCUUGUUACUCAAAGUGAAAUCAUCCAGCAGUUUUGUCUGGUUUCUGGAUUUUUGACUCACUCAUCCUAUAAAAAAGACCCUUUCUUUUGUAAUACACUCAUCUGUUGGCAGACGUUUGUCAUGUUCAUGCUAUUAAUGCUGGCCUUAUAGGACUUUUCAAGACAUUUCCAGUCACAGCCAAAUUUUCAAAGUCUGUAUGAAAUGAAGACUUUUUUCAGAGUUGGGCAUGCUCCCAUGACCCCUGUCUUUUUGUGUAAGGUGGCCGUUUA
Cheilinus undulatus (humphead wrasse) is the source of this 11294-nucleotide messenger RNA. RefSeq names its product ARFGEF family member 3 (gene arfgef3). The record is from RefSeq and is a predicted model, not a curated record. The coding region runs from base 299 to 7168 and encodes 2289 amino acids. Gene Ontology annotation, biological process: regulation of ARF protein signal transduction. Gene Ontology annotation, molecular function: guanyl-nucleotide exchange factor activity. The transcript has 42 exons. NCBI's taxonomy places the organism in Eukaryota, Metazoa, Chordata, Actinopteri, Labriformes, Labridae.